CACUAGAUGGAAGCAGUUCCUCAUCCUGUGAUAUUAGUAACCGUGUUUGUCCAGAAAUAUCUACUAAUAUGAAGCGUCAUUAAAUAUACUGUGAUAAUUGUUCUCGUCCAUUAACGAGCUGUUUGAAUAUAUUAUAAAUAUUGACAAUAGGACACUGGAGUGAACCCGCAGGCGCGUGAGAUGAAAUGACAACGUCAACACUGCAGAAAGCAAUUGAGUUGGUCACUAAAGCCACAGAGGAGGACAAAGCCAAGAACUAUGAGGAGGCGCUGAGACUGUAUCAGCAUGCUGUGGAGUACUUCCUGCAUGCUAUCAAGUAUGAAGCACACAGUGAUAAGGCGAAGGAAAGCAUACGUGGGAAAUGUGUGCAGUAUCUGGACAGAGCUGAGAAACUGAAGGACUACCUGAAGAACAAGGACAAACAGGGCAAGAAACCCGUGAAGGAAACACAGAGCAAUGACAAAAGUGACAGUGAUAGUGAGGGUGAAAAUCCAGAGAAGAAGAAACUGCAGGAGCAUCUGAUGGGUGCGAUUGUGAUGGAGAAACCCAACGUCAGUUGGAAUGAUGUUGCCGGGCUGGAGGGAGCAAAAGAAGCCCUGAAAGAGGCUGUUAUUCUGCCCAUCAAAUUCCCACACCUGUUCACAGGCAAGCGUACUCCAUGGAGGGGCAUUCUUCUGUUUGGCCCACCCGGCACAGGAAAGUCUUACCUGGCCAAAGCUGUGGCCACCGAAGCCAAUAACUCCACCUUCUUCUCCGUGUCGUCCUCUGACCUCGUGUCCAAGUGGCUGGGCGAGAGUGAGAAACUGGUGAAGAAUCUGUUUGAUCUGGCCCGUCAGCACAAGCCGUCCAUCAUCUUCAUCGAUGAGGUGGAUUCUCUUUGUGGAUCCAGAAAUGAGAAUGAAAGUGAAGCUGCUCGGAGGAUCAAGACUGAGUUCCUUGUGCAGAUGCAGGGUGUUGGUAAUAAUAAUGAUGGGGUAUUAGUUCUGGGUGCUACUAACAUUCCCUGGGUACUCGAUGCUGCUAUACGUAGAAGAUUUGAGAAGCGCAUCUACAUCCCGCUACCAGAGGAGCAGGCACGAGCAGCCAUGUUCCGCUUGCAUCUGGGUAACACGCCUCACAGCCUAACGGAGGCAGACCUGCGUCAACUCGCCCGCAAGACUGAUGGGUAUUCAGGUGCUGACAUCAGCAUCAUAGUACGAGACGCACUCAUGCAGCCUGUCAGGAAAGUGCAGUCGGCAACACACUUCAAGAAGGUGCGAGGACAGUCUCGCAGUAAUAGUUCGUUGAUGGUGGAUGACCUCCUGACCCCGUGCUCUCCUGGUGACCCUGAUGCCAUAGAGAUGACUUGGAUGGAUGUUCCUGGAGACAAACUACUGGAGCCCAUAGUGUGCAUGUCUGAUAUGCUGCGCUCUCUGGCGACCACACGCCCCACCGUCAACACGGAAGACCUGCUGAAGGUGAAGAAGUUCACAGAGGACUUUGGACAGGAGGGCUGAACCUGCACACACGCUUUCACUCCAAAUAUCCAUCCAUAUGUAGUUGCCCCACUCAAGCAGGACUAUCUGCAGUAAACUAACCCGCAGUGGUGAACUCGAUGAGCAUGCUAUCUCAUCUAACGUCUCUAAUUACCCCACAUUACAGAACAUCACAUUUCAGUUUCUUGUUAAUUGUUUGGAAAGACAACAGUGCUUUAGAGAACCUAAAUAAAGCUUGCUGUGAAUUGUUUUAUGUUUACAUUUACGUGAUCAGAUUUAUUGAAAGUGUUAUGAUACUGUUUUGUCUGUUUGCCCCUGUAUCCACACUGACUGAUGAUCAGCAGAAUUACAGCUCUCUGAUCAGUAUUUAUUUUAAUUUAUUCUUAAUGAGUUCGGAUGGUUAGGGUUUUGUGAAGAUAUGCUCUGCAAAUGACAGAUCAUUUUGACGUGCUGUAUCAGUUUCUGUUAUGUUCAGCUCAGUAUUGCUGUAUGAACUUCAGUGGUCGGGGUGAAUCUCACGAAAACAUUUCCAGGCCACAUUUAACCCCAAUAUCAAUAUCAAAACUUUUAGAACCAUCAAGAGUUUUGGCACUAUGACUUUAUUUUCAUGACAGCUAAUGAUAUAUUGAAAAGUAUAUGUUUUGUGUUAUGGUAAUAAAAAUGUCAUUUUACCCCUAUAUUUUCAUUAUGUAAAAUACUAUGAAUUUAUUAUUUCUUGUGGACAUUUCUUAAACAGCAUUUCUGAGUUUUUCUUGACAGUUUUUGUGAGAUUCACUAAUCUACAUUUUAAAAUUCCUGAUAAAGCGAAUGUGUUAAAUGCAGCACAGCAUGGUUUGUCUGUAAAUUGAACUGUAAUUCUAGAAGUGAAAUUACAGCGUGACUGCUCAUACAGACCAUUAGCUGUCAUCCCUUCUGGAUGAUACCACAUUGAGCUGAACUGAUAAAACAAACAUGACUUAUAAA
Messenger RNA from Myxocyprinus asiaticus (Chinese sucker), 2438 nucleotides. RefSeq names its product vacuolar protein sorting 4 homolog A (gene vps4a). The transcript is spliced from 11 exons. The coding region runs from base 186 to 1496 and encodes 436 amino acids. Lineage: Eukaryota; Metazoa; Chordata; Actinopteri; Cypriniformes; Catostomidae. Gene Ontology annotation, biological process: vacuole organization; endosomal transport. Gene Ontology annotation, molecular function: ATP hydrolysis activity; ATP binding. The record is from RefSeq and is a predicted model, not a curated record.